This is a messenger RNA of Peronospora farinosa, 618 nucleotides long. Lineage: Eukaryota; Oomycota; Peronosporomycetes; Peronosporales; Peronosporaceae. The record is from the annotation of a GenBank genome assembly.
AUGCAGAGAGUCGAGUCCAACCGUCCCAUGUUUGCCAUGGUAUGCGCCAACAACGUGAAUCGGAGCGCCGCUGCCCAUGAGAUUCUCAACGCUGCGGGACUGCGCGUGUGCUCAUACGGCGCCGGCCGUCAGGUGACAUUUCCCUGUCGAACUAGUUCCGAGUCGCGUACGUUCAGGUUCCUCACCCCAUACUUGGCCAUGCACAGCGUUCUCAAGAAGGAGGACGCUGCGCUUUUCACGGACAAUGGCGUGCUUGAGAUCCUGGAGCGGGAUAUGUCAAUUAAAAAGGCGCCGGAGCGCUGGCAGAACCUCAGUGAAAAGCAGCUCGUCGGUAUCGACGUGGUGGUGUGUCUAGACUACUCCAUGUUCCUCACUGUGCUUGAAGACAUCCAGAUGCGAAUCCGACUGCAUUUCAACCCCAAGCAGCUUCACAUCAUUUGCCUCGAUACGGAAGAUACGUCAGGGGAGGCCUUAGCAGGCGGCAAACGUGUGCUCGACCUGUGUCGCAAGCUCAACGUUCCAGUGGACGAGCUCACGGAGGAGUUUGUCAAGUCGAUAGUGGAAAAGUUUGAAAAGGAACACGGUCAGCAAAUUUUUUAUGUAGGAAUGCACAUGUAG